Molecule: messenger RNA, 1867 nt
Organism: Betta splendens (Siamese fighting fish)
Lineage: Eukaryota; Metazoa; Chordata; Actinopteri; Anabantiformes; Osphronemidae
Gene: chid1
Product: chitinase domain containing 1
Exons: 13
Coding region: 85-1278 (397 amino acids)
Biological process (GO): carbohydrate metabolic process
Cellular component (GO): extracellular region
Molecular function (GO): oligosaccharide binding; chitin binding
Source: RefSeq, a predicted model, not a curated record
CUUCUAUUUCAGCUUCUCUCUCCUGCUGCAGAAGCUCGAGUGUCUUGGACACAAACUGUUCAACUGCCAUGAUUCACUGAGAAGAUGUUUCGUACAGCAACGAACCACGUUACCACAAUGAGAACGACGUUUUUCCUGCUGCACAUCAUCUCAUGCAGCUGGCUGGUCAGUGCCACACUUUCCAAAACCGAUGCAAAGAAGUCUCACAAAACAGACACUGAGACAUCUCCCGCUGAGCUGUCAGUGUUGGAAAGAGGCCUCGUUGUGUCAGACCUGCACUGGAAAGACGUAGUGAAGGAGGAAAAGAGGUAUUCUGCUCACAUCAAGAGGACGUUUCAAGGAUCAGUGCUGGGAUAUGUCACUCCCUGGAAUUCCCACGGUUACGACAUCGCCAAGUUGUUCGGCUCCAAACUGACCUCGGUGUCUCCAGUGUGGCUUCAGCUCCGCCGACGAGGACCUGAAACCUUUGACGUUACAGGACUCCACGACCACGACCCAGGAUGGGUCAAAGCCGUACGCAAGUCCAACAAGAAAGUCAGGAUGGUGCCUCGGCUUCUGUUUGACGGCUGGUCCUACCAGGACUACAUGAGCGUGCUGGGCAGUGAGGACGAGGUCGAGGAGCUGGGCAGUGAGCUGGUGGACGUGGCAAAAACCGAAGGCUUUGAUGGUUUUACUCUGGAGCUAUGGAGCCAGCUGGGAGGCAACAAGAGGAAGGAACUGGUGCAUUUGGUGAAACAUAUAUGCGAGACUUUGAAGGCUAAGAGACUGGACUGCAUUCUUGUAAUUCCGCCCGCUGUGACCAGCACGGGGCAGCCAGGCAUGUUCGGCAGGGACGAGUUCGAGCAGUUGGCCCCAGCGGUGGAUGGAUUCAGCCUCAUGACAUACGACUACUCGAAUGGAGCCAGACCCGGUCCGGGCUCUCCCCUGCCCUGGGUACGAGACUGUGUCCUCCAGCUGGCACCCGGCUCUCAGUGGAGGCAUAAGAUCCUGCUCGGACUCAACUUGUACGGGCUUGACUUUGCAAACCAGGGAACAGAGCCGAUCCUGGGAGGACGGUACAUUGAGAUUUUGCGUGAGCACCGGCCAAAACUCCUCUGGGAUGAAUAUUCAGCAGAGCAUUAUUUCACGUACAAGAGAAACAACGCUGGGAAGCACGUGUUGUACUAUCCAUCACUGAAGUCAAUCCACUUGAGAAUCUCUCUGGCUAUUGAACUGGGAACAGGAAUUUCCUUAUGGGAACUGGGACAAGGACUGGAUUAUUUCUAUGAUCUCCUAUGAGCACUGGACUUGAAGACUGUGGAUUUUGGAUCAUCAGCAUCGUCCUUUUUAUUUUCCUCCCUGAACCACUCUUGGAAACAAGCGACCAAGGGUUUAAUCAUGUUGGUUGAGAGUCAUGAACGUGUUCUUGUCUGCAUGAAUAAAACUGGGAUCUGUUAGUUUCCGAAAGAUACAAAAAUACGCAGUAGGCACUUCAAUAGACUUUGCUUCUUUUCAUGACUUUUAUGGUGGAAAACGAGUCACAUCCUGUACAGUUGCGUCAGUGCAGUAACACGUGUCCAUUCAACAGUCGAAGGUGCAUGAUCGUCAGUUAAGUGGCCUCUUCUCACUCUUCUCUAAAUCCAGAAAUGUUUUUUCGAACACACAUUUUGCUCUCGGGUCUGAGUUUGUGGAGCUUGUUUUUAGUCCUUUGAACACUUCAGUCACCAGUCAGGCCUGCGUCUACUCAACACAUUUGAUUGUGUGGCCUUUUGUUACAUCUUUAUCAAGCUGUAUUUAUAAAGCUGCCUAAGGUCUGUUCUGAUCCAGCUUCUUCCGAACUUUGUUUCUGAAUGUUUGUUUAACAUGAACAUAAAGGUGAAAGGAGUGA